GGGAACUCCAUCCAUUUCCACCAUUUUCUCCAACUUGAGACACGAGACAAACAUUAGCAUGAUGUCGUAUCUAAAGCAACCACCUUACACAGUCAAUGGCCUCAGCUUAACCACUUCCGGAAUGGACCUUUUACAUCCGUCCGUGGGCUAUCCAGCGACGCCAAGGAAGCAGAGAAGAGAGCGGACUACUUUUACGCGCGCGCAGCUCGACGUCUUGGAGGCGUUGUUCGCUAAGACGAGGUAUCCGGACAUAUUCAUGCGCGAAGAAGUGGCUCUCAAAAUCAAUCUACCCGAGUCGCGUGUCCAGGUGUGGUUCAAGAACCGGCGGGCCAAGUGUCGUCAGCAACAACAGCAGCAGCAGAACGGGGGUCAGAACAAGGCGCGGCCUGCCAAGAAGAAAAGCUCCCCCAGCCGAGAAGUGAGCUCCGAGAGCGGUGCCAGCGGCCAGUUCACUCCCCCCAGCAGCACCGCCACAGCCGUCCCGGCCAUCUCCAGCAGCACGGCGCCGGUGUCCAUCUGGAGCCCGGCUUCCAUCUCCCCGCUUUCGGACCCGCUGUCUACCUCGUCGUCAUGCAUGCAGAGGUCAUACCCAAUGACCUACACGCAGGCCUCAGGCUACGGCCAGGGCUACGCCGGCUCUACGUCUUACUUCGGGGGCAUGGACUGCGGCUCUUACCUCACCCCCAUGCACCAUCAGCUGUCUGGCCCGGGCUCGACCCUGAGUCCAAUGAGCACGAACGCGGUGGCGGGACACCUCAACCAGUCCCCGGCGUCGCUCUCCGCGCAGGGCUACGGCACGUCCGGCCUGGGCUUCAAUUCCACGGCGGACUGCCUGGAUUAUAAGGACCAAGCGGCGUCGUGGAAGCUGAACUUCAAUGCCGAUUGCUUGGAUUAUAAGGAUCAGACCUCCUCGUGGAAAUUCCAGGUCCUGUGA
Syngnathus typhle (broad-nosed pipefish) is the source of this 934-nucleotide messenger RNA. It is a transcript of the gene otx2b, whose product is annotated as orthodenticle homeobox 2b. NCBI's taxonomy places the organism in Eukaryota, Metazoa, Chordata, Actinopteri, Syngnathiformes, Syngnathidae. The coding region runs from base 59 to 934 and encodes 291 amino acids. Gene Ontology annotation, molecular function: DNA-binding transcription factor activity, RNA polymerase II-specific; RNA polymerase II cis-regulatory region sequence-specific DNA binding. Gene Ontology annotation, biological process: multicellular organism development; regulation of transcription by RNA polymerase II. The record is from RefSeq and is a predicted model, not a curated record. Gene Ontology annotation, cellular component: nucleus. The transcript has 3 exons.